UAUAUCGGGGUACCGCUAUCGCGUACAGCUUUAGCACGGGUGGUUGCUGGCAGAGUGAGAGUGCCAUAUAUAUAGAGAGAAGGGGAAACUCGACUCGGCACUCCAAAGUACACAGCCUCCGCGAUUGCAGUGGUGUGCUCUUUCGGUUUCCUGCCAGCAGGUUGUCGCCUGAUAUCCAUUCCCUCGCGGGCCUCGCGCCAGUGGUAACAGUCGGCCACAGACCGGUGGUUUCCGCACGUUCGCAAACCUCAGAAAGGGCAUCCGCAGAGGACCAACAGAAUUCGCCCUAGGCCGCCGACACCAUGAAACUUACGCUGUUCACAAUACUGGCCCUCUGUAUAAUAGCCGUCUGCAAAUCAGCUGAAGAGGAGUAUGAUUACGAGGAGGAGGCAGAAGCGCCGGUGACGCCGGCGCCGACAAAGCCGGCAGGUGGUCGACUGGGAGGUCUUCUAUCUUCGAGAGGACGUGUCAAUGUAGCAAAUGUAGGAAAAAAGAAAGCACCGACACAAGCAACGACGUCGAAACCGGUCGAGCAAGCGCCCGAAGAGGAUGAGGUGGAGGGCGAAGACGCGCUUGACGAAAAUCAGGAACACGACGCGCCUACGACGACGACCGAAUCCGCCAAGAAACUUCGAAAUAACGGUGGCGUCAGGCCCUUCAGAUCAAACGAGGAUCUUUUGGCGGCCUUGAAGAGACGAAGAGCUCAGACUGGACCCAGUAGUCAUUCACGUGAAACUGCCACCACGCAAUCUGCGGUGGAACAUACCACAGCCAAGUCGAAAGCGAGCACAAGCAGUCGCAAGGCUAGCGCAGGGAACGAGGCAAGAACAUCAGGACGCGGCAGGUUCGGAGGAAGAGGAAAGACUGUUCAGGAGGAGGUCGAGGAGACCCAGCGAGAGGAGGUCCAAGUAAAGCCGAAAGCCAACUCCUACCGCAGACGCAGUUAGAGCGAUCGCCAAUUCGUGACGAGAGUUGCCUGAGCAUGUUGAUAUCUUAGAACGCGCAUCAUUCCAAUUCGACCACCGACCAGCGUCCGAAAAUCCUCAUCUUUCGCACACAUUGUACAAUUUUAUAAAACAACCUUACUUGCCGAACUCUCACGAAUGCCGUAGAUUCGGUGCGUAGUCUCGAUUUCCGUGUACGCGGACUUUCGAGUCGCACAAUUAACACUAAAGAAUCGUAAUACAUUUUGGGCACGAGUCAUAUGGAGGCAUCACGUCUUUUUUUCUCGAAGAACGACAACUUCGUUUAUGUCUUGCCGCGCGAUAUUAAACCUAUGACCGAUCAACAGAAAGCUGGGAAGCGUAUCGAUUAUUACGACGGGUGUUAAUCGAGAGAUCUUCCCCUUAGCCGUACUAAGCUUCGAUCGACGCGUGCACAUUGGGGAUGAUGAAAAAGUGAUGUGUACAUAGCAAAACACUGUCAUCCGUCAAGCACCUAAAUCGCCUAUUGUAUAAAUGUAAAUUAAUAUGACAAUAAAGUUUCU
This is a messenger RNA of Vollenhovia emeryi, 1486 nucleotides long. RefSeq lists its product as uncharacterized. The record is from RefSeq and is a predicted model, not a curated record. The coding region runs from base 303 to 947 and encodes 214 amino acids. The transcript has 5 exons. Lineage: Eukaryota; Metazoa; Arthropoda; Insecta; Hymenoptera; Formicidae.